Molecule: messenger RNA, 744 nt
Organism: Pseudo-nitzschia multistriata
Lineage: Eukaryota; Bacillariophyta; Bacillariophyceae; Bacillariales; Bacillariaceae
Source: the annotation of a GenBank genome assembly
CGACAUUCCAGCAUUGUUGGAGGCGUCUGACUUUUUCGUCGAUGCCUUCUGGGUGGGCAAAGUAGGAGGAGGGGCCAAUGAGUAAGUGAUCCAUGUGGACUGGUUUAUUGUUAGUUCUUGGACGAUAAUUGAAAAAAAAUACGAAAACAUUCAAUUUUUUUUACGACCUCAGCUUCUAACCAAAUCGAAUUUUGGAUCGUUGUUAGACUUAGCGAAAAACAACGAAGGACACUUUCUGCUUCACAAUUCUACGAGUUUCGAUCGCGAUAUGCUGGUGCUGGACGCGGUCAGUCAGAACUAGUUACAUGUAGGUUGCCGUCGGGAGAUUUGACCGGAUGCGCUGGGAUAGAGGUUAGUCCAAUACCGGACAAAGGUCUGAAAGGCCUGAAUACAAAAAGUGGCCCGUUGAUGUCGAAUUUGGCGGUCGGUAGAGAUUUUCGAAGAAAGGGAAUUGCGGAAAAAUUAGUUACAGAAGUGGAACGCAUCGUUCGUUACGAAUGGGGUUACGAUGACUGCUACCUCUAUGUGGAGGAACGGAACAAGCCUGCAGUACGACUAUAUCAAAAGCUUGGAUACAAGAAGUUGUGGGUCGACAAAGAGGCAUCAACACUGCUUCCUUCAUCUAAUGGAAAGCUGACAAACUCUGCUACAAACAUUGUAUGCAUGAAAAAGCGGUUGGAUUUGGGAAUAAUUGGACGGCUAUUACCCUUCUAAGAACCAACUUAAUAAAAUGCCGUGGAAAAC